Molecule: messenger RNA, 7110 nt
Organism: Engraulis encrasicolus (European anchovy)
Lineage: Eukaryota; Metazoa; Chordata; Actinopteri; Clupeiformes; Engraulidae
Gene: ccdc88c
Product: coiled-coil domain containing 88C
Exons: 32
Coding region: 576-6695 (2039 amino acids)
Biological process (GO): cytoskeleton-dependent intracellular transport; cytoplasmic microtubule organization
Cellular component (GO): centrosome; cytoplasm
Molecular function (GO): dynein light intermediate chain binding; microtubule binding
Source: RefSeq, a predicted model, not a curated record
UGCUCCCGGACAAAUAACGUAGAGUAGACAGCCAGUCUAUGGCAACCGAGGAACGAACGAAGCUGAAGUUUCAACUUUUGCGGCAACGGUUGUAACUUUCUCUUUACACCAUGGAGCCCGCUCAUUUUGUCCAUGCCUUUUCGCUACCAUAAAGCCAAAGUAGAAGUUUACCUUCUUACUUUUUGUAUUCCAAACAGUCGUGGAUUUGCGUGAGCGCACACCCAACUACUUUGUUCUUGAUCUCUUUUAUUCCGUGGGAGACUUUAUGGCAAAUGUUUCUUUAAACGUUUAACGGGAACGUGUGUGCAUCUGGAAGUCAACACAAGAGGGGAAAAAGGUCCGACAUAUUCUUAAUGGACACAAUUCAUUAAUUCAAAAAGGGAAUUUUAGGCGAUCGGAGCCCCGACCGUGUGGUUGGUCCCUCCGAUGCCUCGCGGCAUUGUUCUGCCUGGAGUGGGCAUGCAGGCUUUACCUCUCAUCGCUUGAGGAGCCCUCCAGCGCCAAACCUGGUGGAAUCAAACUUCACUUUUGGAUUUAUUUUCUGGGCAGAACUUCUUUCAAGCCGGUGAAAAAAAAUGGAUAUCACCGUGUCAGAAAUGAUGGCGAACUUCAUGGACUCUCCAUUAGUGGUUUGGGUGAAGACCUUUGGGCCACUGGGGACAGGGAUGGACGACAAAUUGUCCAUGUUCAUGGAGCUAGUAGAUGGGGUUUUCCUGCACAAGAUCAUGACCCACAUAGACCCAAGUCCUACUAACCAGCGUGUGCACAAGCAGGUCAACAACGACGUCAAUCUCAGGAUACAGAACCUCAGUGUCGUCACGCGUCACAUCAAGCACUACUAUCAGGAGAGCCUGCAGCAGCUGAUCCUCAUGAACCUGCCCAACGUGCUCACCAUCGCCAAGGACCCGCUGUCAGGCAAAAGCAUGGAAGAGGUGAAAAGAAUGCUGCUGCUGAUCCUUGGGUGUGCUGUACAGUGUGAGAGGAAGGAGGAGAUGAUUGAGAAGAUCAAGCUUCUGGACAUUGAGACGCAGGCGGCCAUCGUUUCUCAUAUUCAGGAGGUGACUCACAACCAGGAGAAUGUUCUAGACCUGCAGUGGCUGGAGUCGUCCGAGCUGCCCGUGGAGGAGCUGGAUCCCCUCUCCAGAAACAUGGCCUUCCACCUGCGCAAGCUCAUCGACGAACGAGACGACAGCUCAGAGCUGGUGGUGGAGCUGACCCAGGAGAGGGACUACCUGCAGUCCCAGCAGCCCCAAAACGGCACCCCGUUCUCCAGCCCCGAGCGGCAGCCAGCCGCCCCCCUCUCCAAGGAGGAGCGCCAGCACCUGGCUGUGGACCUGGCCGACACCAAGGCCAAGCUGAGGCGCUACAGACAGGAGCUGGAGGAGAAGACUGAGCAACUGAUGGACACCAAGAAUGAAGUGGAACGACUGGAUGCAGAGCUUCAGAAACUCAAGACAGAGAAUGUGCAGCUGCUGGCAGAGUCGCGUUCAGUGCGGGCGUAUCGUGACGAGGUGGAUGCCCUGAGGGAGAAGGCUGGCCGCGUCGACCGCCUGGAGACAGAGCUGCAACGCGUCAAAGAGAGAUUACACGACGUCCACUUCUACAAGACCCGAGUAGAGGAGCUGAGAGAGGACAACAUCACACUGAUGGAGACCAAGUCCCUGCUGGAGGAGCAGCUGUCCACCGCCAGGGGGCGCUGUGACAAGCUGCACGAGCUGGAGAAGGAGAACCUGCAGCUGCGCUCCAAACUGCAUGAUAUAGAGAUGGACCGUGACACGGAUAAGAAGCGUCUUGAGGAGCUGCUGGAGGAGAACAUGCUGCUGGAGAUCUCCCAGAAGCAGAGCAUGAACGAGUCCGCUCAUCUGGGCUGGGAGCUGGAGCAGCUAUCCAAGAACAAUGACGUCAAUGAGGCGCGUAAGUCGUUUGUGUUUGAGCUGAACGAGUCUGCGUCGAGCCGUCUGCUGAAGCUGGAGAAGGAGAACCAGGGCCUGCAGAGCACCAUCCAGGAGCUGCGGCAGGGAGGCCUGGCCCUGGAGGAGAGCCAGCUGCACAGCCAGGAGCUGGAGCGGGAGAACCAGGGCCUCAGCAAGAAGCUGGAGCGUCUGCAGACGCUGCUGGACCAAGAGAAGCAGACCAACCAGGACAUGGAGAGCCUGGGCGAGGAGCUGCUGAAGGACAAACAGAAGCUGGAGAAGACCAUGGAGAAGCUGCAGGCCGACAAGGACCAACAGAUCUCGGAGCUGGAGCAGGAGAAGGCGCACCUGAGCGAGGCCGUGGGCUCUCUGCGGCGGCGGGCGCAGGCCGACAGCGAGGCGCGGGUUCGAGAGGUGGAGGCGGAGAACCGCGCGCUGCACCAGAGCAUCUCGGACACGGGCGGCAAACUGGCCCGGCUGGAGGCGGAGCAGCGGCAGGCCAGCAAGGAGCUGGAGACGCUGAGGGAGCGCGCCGAGACCUGCGACCAGCUGGAGAGAGACAUGAGCCGCGUGGAGCGGGCCAGGGAACAACUGCAGAGAGAGGUGGCCUCGCUGAAGAUCACGUGUGACCGCGCCGAGACGCUGGAGCGCGAGAACGCCACCCUGGAGCAGGACAACCGGCGGCUGAAGAAGCUGGCCGACACGGCCCAGAACGCGGCCACGCGGCUGGGCACGCUGGAGCAGGAGCAGAGGCAGCUGGACCAGGAGAACCUGGAGCUCCGCAGGCAGCUGGAGGCCCUGAAGCCGGCCUCCCUGCGCCUCACCCAGCUGCAGCAGGAGUACCAGGAGCUGGAGAGGGAGAGGGAGGACACCAGGAGGAGCCUAGAGGAGCUGCGGACACAGGCCAAGAGGUCUGAGCGUCUGGAGCUGAACUGCAACAGCCUGACGCAGGAGAACCAGCGUCUGCAGCAGAGCCUGGACAACACCUCCACCAAGCUCUCGGCUGUGGAGGCGGAGCUGCAGCAGGCCGAGGAGCAGGCCCAGACGCUGCGGCGCGAGCUGGAGCAGGAGGCGCGGCCGGCUGGGCGGAGGGCCCAGGCCCUGGAGAAGGAGAAGAGGGGCCUGGAGCAGGAGCUGGCCCAGGCCGAGAAGGAGCGCAAGCAGGCGGAGAAGGAGGCACGCUGGCUCCGCACGCAGCUGGAGGCCAAGGAGGCAGCGCUGGACGACAGCGGCCUGAGGCUGGCCACCCUGGAGAGGGAGAGCGGGGUCUUGGGGAAGGAGCUGGGCAGGCUGAAGGAGACGGCGGGCAGGGCCAAGGAGCUGGAGAGGGACAACAAGGAGCUCCAGAAGCAGGCCACCAUAGACAAGAGGACCCUGGCCACACUCAGGGAGGAUCUGGUGAAUGAGAAGCUGAAGGUUCAGCAGCAGUGUAAUGAGAUGGAGACUCUGAGCCAUGAGCUGGAGAAGAUGGGACUCAACAGAGAGAGACUACUGCAGGAGGAACACAGCUGUGAAGACAAUAAGUAUAAGAUCCUGGAGUCGAAGAUUGAGUCGACCCUGAAGAAGACGCUGGAUCUGCGGGAGGAGAAGAUCUCUGGCCUGGAAUCUCGUCUGGAGGAGUCUGGCAACCUCAACCUGCAGCUACGCACAGAACUCAGCACGGUGAAGAAGACCCUGGAGGCCCUGAGGCAGAGGCAGGAAGAGGAGGCGGCAGCCCAGAGUCAGAGCUCCGAGCAGGGCCAGGGUCAGCACCAGCAGGCCUCCGCUGCCGCAGCCAGGAAGGAGAAGUGGGAGACGGAGCACAGGGAGGCCACCACCCAGCUCCUGAAGCUCAAGGACCGUCUCAUCGACGUGGAGAAGAAUAAUGCAGCGCUGCAGACGGAGAAGCAGCUGUUGAAGGAGCAGCAGCACAAUCUGGAGACCCAGAAUGCCCAGCUGAACGCCCAGACGCUAGCACUACAGAGACAAGCAGCUGCCCUGCAGGAGCACAACACAGCACUACACACACAGACCGCCAAACUACAGGUGGAGAGCUCUACGCUGGGCUCCCAGAGUGCCUCGCUGAUGGCCCAGAACGCGGCGCUGCAGGGCCAGCUGGCCUCGCUAGAGGGCGACGUGGAGUCGCUGCAGCGGGAGCGCGAGGAGGCACGGGCCGCCCAGGAGGGGGCGCUGCGUCAGCACGAGAAGCUGCUGGGGGUGCACGAGAGGCAGGCGGCCGAGUACGAACAGCUCAUCACCCAGCACACGGCACUCAAGGCGGCCCAGAGGAGCAUGGAGCAGAAGCAUCGCACGCUGGAGAACAAGUACAUGGUGUUGGUGAAGCAGAAGGAUGGCAUGGAGGCUCUGGAGGCCACCUUGCAGCGGGAGAGGAAGAGCCUGGAGCAGGAGAUCCAGAAGAACACCCUCAUCCUGGCAGAGAACCACAGCCUCCGAGAUGACAUGGAGAGGCUGUCCCAGAACCAUGGCCACCUGCGUCAGGAGUACGACGGGCUGCAGGUGCAGACCAAGGAGCUGAAGACGUCCCUGAACUCGGCGCAGCUGGAGUUGAACCGCUGGCAGGCGCGCUACGACCAGCUCAAGGACCAGCACCAGGGCCUGGACAUCUCCAUGACCAAGCUGGACAACCACUGUGAGCUGCUGACGCGUCUGAAGGGGAACCUGGAGGAGGAGAACCACCACCUGCUGAGCCAGAUCCAGAUGCUGAGCCAGCAGAACCAGACGCUGCUGGAGAGAACCAUGGAGAGCAAGGAGAUGUACCAUGAGGAGCAGAAGCAGUACAUUGAUAAGCUGAACUCCUUGCGGCGUCAGAAAGAGAAGCUGGAGGAGAAGAUCAUGGACCAGUACAAGUUCUAUGACCCGACUCCCAAAAAGAGGAACCACUGGUCUGGGGCCAAGGCUCUGGCCAAGCUCAUCAAGCCCAAGAAGGAGAGCGGGUCUCGUUGCGAGCGAGACAGGGUGCGCAGCGCCCCUGACAUCCCCUUACCUGACCCCCCUCCCCUGCAGCUACCACCUGACUGCCCCAACGGACCCCCGCCCCUGCCACCACCCCCGCUGCCCCCGCGCCAGUCACGCCUCAGCCUGGAGUCCACUGGCAGUCGCUCCCCUGAUGACAACCACCUCCACUCCCCCUCCCUCAACGCAAACCAUGCCAGCAGAGCUUACAAGGAUGGCGGCAUGGUGCCAUCGCGCAGCAGGGACCUGUACCGAACACCAGGGGGCAGUAACGAGAGCGUGAACGGCACGGAGGACCUGCCCCUCAGGCGGAGGCAGGGCGUGGGAGAAGUGGGCGGCGGCCCGUCAUGCUCCACCCCCAUCAACCACGCCCCUGACUCCAGGAUGGGCAGAAGGCCAAGAGGCCUGAACUCGGACGACGACCUGCGUCUCCUGUCCCCUGACGCCGGUUACACUGCUGGUCUCCAUGGCAACACAGGCUACCGGCCCAGUUCUGCUGAAUUCAGUCUCAACAACUCUGGCAGCAACUCUCCCAUCACUCCCAGAGGUUCUCAGGAGCGCCUGCAGCCCCGAUCUGCCAGCCUGUCCAGCGACGACGCCAUGGCUAUGGGCCACGAGAUUGCCGCUGGCUCCAUGUCCCGUAGCUCCACACUACCCUAUGACCCUCCCGGUCACCGCUCGGCCUCGCGGCCCGCAGCCCGCCACCGGUCCUCGUCCCCGGGGAGCGAGAUGGUCACGCUGGAGGAGUUCCUGCAGGAGAGCAACACACUGUCGCCCCCCACGGUGCAGACAGGAAGUCGGGAGGACCUAAUGAACGACUACUUCACCCGAUCCACAAAGCCCUCUGCCCCGCGAGACGGUCUCAAGACACCCACCAGCUACGUCACCCCCACCGUCAAGACGCCCAACAACUCCUCGCUCUCCACCACCACGUCCUCUGCCCAACACAAGCCGGGCCACAGCGUGAAGCCCAGCGUUCGCCAACCAUCGGCCCCCGAUGGCUGCCACUCUCUGACGCUGCCCAACCGCUCCUCUGCGUCCUCAUCGGCUGCCACCCGGCCUUCGCCACGUGGUGCAGCUGGCAGCAGCGGAGGCGGAGGCACCAGCCUGAGCCGAACCUUCAGCCUGGCGUCGGCGGACCUACUGCGUUCCAACGGACCUGAUAGUUACCGCGGCGACCAUUCAUCGUCGUUGUCGUUGGCGCCCAACCAAUCGGAUGUGGUGUUGAGGAGAGGUGGAGGUGGAGGUGUGGCUCGAGAGCGCCCUCUGUCUGCCCGCAUGGCCGGCUCCUCGAACCACCUGGGGGAUGGUAGCCAUCUUGACCCACGCCGGCUCUCGGUGGCGCCCCCUAGGGACGAGCUGAGUCUUCCCCCGCCCCAGCACCACUCCUCCUCUCUCUCCCUGCAGCCUGACAGGUACACAAGUGGAGGCUCGAGAGGCGGCGGUGGUGGUGGUGUUGUUGGUAGUGGAGGAGGAACAGGGGGCAGUAAUGGCACCCCCAGGACCCCCAGUGGGCAGGCCGGCCGCUCUGCGCCUCAGCGCCACCACAACGCCAACCACCAUCACCGCGGCGAGGUUGCCAUGGUGACACCAGUGCGCGCUGUCCCUGCCCUGCGUUUGGAGGAGGAGAUGGGAGAGGAGGGGAGGCGCGACAGAGGCGAGCCACGUCAGGCUGAGUCACCUCUGCUGAAGAAAGGAGAGCUAGGAGGAGGAGGAGGAGGAGGCGGAGGAGUAAACGGAAGCACAGAGGAGAGGCCGAAAAGCACGCCUGCCUCCCCCGACCCCAACAAUGACCCUCAGACAGUCUGGUAUGAGUACGGUUGUGUCUAAGUCCACACACCGUUACGCAAACAAACAGGACCUCCCUGCAUAAUCUGUCAAAACAUCAACAUACAGUACAUCAACAAACAAGAACAAAAAACUGCAUGUUUAUACAUGCAUUUCCUUUGAUGCUCCUCAAUGGCAGACACAUGCACAAACGAGAAUGUAAAUCUGGCCAGGUGUGGGUGUCACCUCAGACCUACAGCAAAUCUCUGGCCAAAGUCCAUCUGCCUUACUAAGGUUAGCACCCAACAGCCUUGAAGCAUCAUGAUUUGAUCUGACUGAGCUUUUUACACUGCCAUUGUACUACUCACAAUACACAGACAGAUAGGACACAACAGGACUCUGCAGGGACCUACAGAAGCACUAGAAAACAAAAAGGAAUGUAUGUUUCUUUCUCUCUCUCUCUCUCUCUCUCUCUCAC